This is a messenger RNA of Cornus florida, 1112 nucleotides long. Its product is annotated as aquaporin TIP1-2-like. Lineage: Eukaryota; Viridiplantae; Streptophyta; Magnoliopsida; Cornales; Cornaceae. Gene Ontology annotation, biological process: water transport; transmembrane transport. Gene Ontology annotation, cellular component: membrane. The record is from RefSeq and is a predicted model, not a curated record. Bases 125 to 883 code for a protein of 252 amino acids. Gene Ontology annotation, molecular function: water channel activity. The transcript has 3 exons.
CUACCAAGUAACUAAGUAAGCCACACAAAUUGAGGUGUAAAAGAAAGCAGGCAAGCAAGGAACAAGGGUUUUGCAAGAUUCCAUAGUUGAAGGAAGGAGUGAAGGCAAUAUUUAAAAAAAAAAAAUGCCAAUUAACAGAAUUGCCAUUGGAACACCGAGGGAGGCGAGCCACCCGGAUGCACUCAGGGCCGCGCUAGCCGAGUUCUUCUCCACGCUUAUAUUUGUUUUUGCUGGUGAAGGGUCCGGCAUGGCAUUUAACAAGCUCACAGAUAACGGAUCAACCACACCAUCGGGUCUUAUAGCUGCAUCACUAGCCCAUGCAUUUGCCCUUUUUGUGGCGGUCUCCGUCGGUGCCAACAUUUCCGGUGGCCAUGUCAACCCUGCCGUGACGUUCGGCGCCUUCCUCGGUGGGAACAUAACGUUGCUGAGGGGCAUUAUGUACUGGAUUGCACAAUUGCUAGGCUCAAUCGUUGCAUGCCUGCUUCUUAAGUUCGCCACAGGAGGACUAAAAACAUCAGCAUUCGCAUUGUCAACAAAUGUCUCGGUGUGGGAUGCACUCGUGUUUGAGAUUGUGAUGACUUUUGGACUCGUCUACACGGUCUAUGCCACAGCAGUGGACCCAAAGAAGGGGAAUGUGGGCAUUAUUGCACCUAUCGCAAUUGGUUUCAUUGUGGGUGCCAACAUUUUGGUUGGUGGUGCCUUUGAUGGUGCAUCUAUGAACCCGGCCGUCUCAUUUGGCCCAGCCGUCGUUAGCUGGACUUGGACUCACCAAUGGGUCUACUGGGUCGGCCCACUGAUCGGAGCGGCCAUUGCAGCCGUUGUCUAUGACAACAUCUUCAUUGUUGAGAACACCCAUCAGCAAAUACCCACCACAGCUUAUUAAAAAUUUUCUCUUCCAAUAAUUACCAAAAUUUUCUCUCUUUUAAGGAGAGAAUUAAAUUGGGAAGGUUUUUAAAGUAGUUCAAGAAAUGGAAUUGUGGGUUUAAGUAGGUGUUUAUUGUGUGUCAUUUUCUUUUAUUUGCUAGGAAUGUGUAAGAGUACCUUUUUUUUAAAAAAAAAAAAACUUUCUUCAGUUGUUAAAUUAAUGGAAAUUUGUUGUUGUUUCGUUGGCA